Messenger RNA from Salvia miltiorrhiza (redroot sage), 591 nucleotides. RefSeq lists its product as uncharacterized. The transcript has a single exon. The record is from RefSeq and is a predicted model, not a curated record. Bases 1 to 591 code for a protein of 196 amino acids. NCBI's taxonomy places the organism in Eukaryota, Viridiplantae, Streptophyta, Magnoliopsida, Lamiales, Lamiaceae.
AUGGACAAGAGGAGUGAUAAGGUGAAGAACUUUGGUGUUGGACGUUUCCAUUUUGAGGAUAAGUGGUUUUUGGAUAAAUCUUUUGUCCCUGAUUUCCUUUGCGAGCGGACAGCUCUCUCUCAUGUUGGCGACUUGCCAACACGUAUGGCACACUGUGAAGAUUGCCUAAAAAAGUGGGCCGGAAAGAAGUUUAAUGGAUUGGGAAAGAAGAUAGCAGUUCUUAGAAAGGAGAGGAUGCAGAUGAUGCGACAAAUGAGCGAGAAGGGCACUGAGGCAGACUUUGUUGAGAUAUCAAAGCAAAUUGAACACGCUGUGGAAGCAGAAGCCAGUCAUUGGAAGCAGCGGGCGCGGGUGAAUUGGCUUGUGAAUGGUGACCGCAAUACGGGUGCUUUCCACAGUCAGGCCUCGAGACGGCGGAAGAAAGAUACGAUCAAAAAGUUGAAAGAUAGGCAGGAAGAGCGGAAAGAAGAGGAGCAAGAGAAGGCUGGAAUUAUCAAAGAGUAUUUUGAAGAGCUCUUCGCUUCGAGUAGGCCGACCGACGCAGGAGGACAUUUUGGCGGUGACCAACUCAGUGGAGGAGAAGAUCAGUGA